Rangifer tarandus platyrhynchus (Svalbard reindeer) is the source of this 579-nucleotide messenger RNA. NCBI's taxonomy places the organism in Eukaryota, Metazoa, Chordata, Mammalia, Artiodactyla, Cervidae. The record is from the annotation of a GenBank genome assembly.
AUGGACGGGUCCGGGGAGCAACCCAGAGGCGGGGGGCCCACCAGCUCUGAGCAGAUCAUGAAGACAGGGGCCCUUUUGCUUCAGGGUUUCAUCCAGGACCGAGCAGGGCGAAUGGGGGGUGAGACACCGGAGCUGGGCUUGGAGCAGGCACCCCAGGACGCAUCCACCAAGAAACUGAGCGAGUGUCUCAAGCGCAUUGGAGAUGAAUUGGACAGUAACAUGGAGCUGCAGAGGAUGAUUGCAGCCGUGGACACAGACUCUCCCCGAGAGGUCUUUUUCCGAGUGGCAGCUGAAAUGUUUUCUGACGGCAACUUCAACUGGGGCCGGGUUGUCGCCCUUUUCUACUUUGCCAGCAAACUGGUGCUCAAGGCCCUGUGCACCAAGGUGCCCGAGUUGAUCAGGACCAUCAUGGGCUGGACAUUGGACUUCCUUCGAGAGCGGCUGCUGGGCUGGAUCCAGGACCAGGGUGGUUGGGACGGCCUUCUCUCCUACUUCGGGACACCCACGUGGCAGACAGUGACCAUCUUUGUGGCUGGAGUGCUCACUGCCUCACUCACCAUCUGGAAGAAGAUGGGCUGA